AUGUCGACGACCACAGGGGCCUUCAUUGCUGGCGGCAUUGCAGCAUGCGGAGCGGUCACUGUCACCCAUAGUUUCGAAACCGUGAAGAUUCGGCUGCAAUUGCAAGGAGAGUUACAAUCUAAAGCCGAUCAAGCCAAAAAAUACCGGGGUGUGCUCCACGGCAUUAAGGUUAUUCUGCAAAAUGAGGGUCCUCGGGGACUGUUUCGGGGAAUUGGCACUGCGUACAUCUACCAAGUCCUGCUCAACGGCUGCCGGUUAGGGUUCUACGAACCCCUGCGCACUGGCGCCACGAAGGCCAUUUAUAAAGAUCCCAACGUUCAAUCUCUCGGAAUCAACGUCUUCGCUGGUGCUGCGUCAGGCAUCAUCGGUGCCGCUUUCGGUUCUCCUUUCUUCCUCGUCAAAACUCGCCUCCAAUCCUACUCUCCUUUCCUUCCUGUCGGCACACAGCACCAAUAUCGUCACGCAUUCGAUGGAUUGAGCCAAAUAUAUAGAUCGGAAGGUGUGGGUGGUUUGUACCGUGGCGUUGGUGCUGCUAUGGUGCGGACUGGUUUCGGAAGCUCCGUUCAGCUGCCCACUUACUUCUUCGCUAAGCGGCGUCUGAUGAGACACCUGGGUAUGGAAGAAGGCCCUGGCCUGCACCUGGCCAGUAGCACAGCGUCUGGAUUUGUUGUCGCAUGUGUUAUGCACCCUCCUGAUACAAUUAUGUCGAGAAUGUACAACCAGACGGGCGACCUCUACAAGGGCGUGUUCGACUGUCUGUCUAAGACGGUCAAGGCCGAAGGUAUUUUCGCCAUUUACAAGGGCUUCUUUGCUCACUUGGCCCGUAUCUUGCCUCACACCAUCUUGACCCUAAGUUUGGCCGAACAAACCAACAGACUGAUGCGCCGGGUUGAGGACCGGUUCCUUUCCGACGAUCUCAAAUCUCGACUGUAA
This is a messenger RNA of Aspergillus chevalieri, 933 nucleotides long. It is a transcript of the gene OAC1, whose product is annotated as putative mitochondrial oxaloacetate transporter (Oac). Bases 1 to 933 code for a protein of 310 amino acids. The record is from RefSeq and is a predicted model, not a curated record. The transcript has 6 exons. NCBI's taxonomy places the organism in Eukaryota, Fungi, Ascomycota, Eurotiomycetes, Eurotiales, Aspergillaceae.